Blastocystis hominis is the source of this 867-nucleotide messenger RNA. RefSeq lists its product as hypothetical. NCBI's taxonomy places the organism in Eukaryota, Bigyra, Opalinata, Blastocystidae. The record is from RefSeq and is a predicted model, not a curated record. Gene Ontology annotation, biological process: tRNA methylation; cytoplasmic translation. Gene Ontology annotation, cellular component: cytoplasm. Bases 1 to 867 code for a protein of 288 amino acids. The transcript has 3 exons. Gene Ontology annotation, molecular function: tRNA methyltransferase activity.
AUGGGACGUUACUCCAAGGACAAACGCGAUAUCUAUUAUCGAAAGGCAAAGGAAGUCGGGUAUCGUGCAAGAUCUGCCUUUAAACUCCUUCAGAUCAACGAGGAGUAUCACAUUUUUGAUCAAGUCUCGCGUGCCGUCGACUUAUGCGCUGCCCCAGGUAGUUGGAGUCAAGUACUGAGCCGGGAGCUGUAUAAGCCGGAAAAGAAGGAUGUGAAAAUAGUGGCCGUCGAUUUGCAGGAAAUGGCACCCAUCGAAGGUGUAAUUCAGAUCCAGGGCGAUAUUACGAGCAAGAAGACUGCAGAUGAGAUCAUUAACCAUUUUGAAGGAAAGAAAGCUCAAUUGGUGAUUUGUGAUGGUGCUCCAGAUGUCACUGGCUUGCAUGAUAUGGAUGUAUAUGUACAGAGUCAACUUCUUUUAUCUGCGCUAAGCAUCACAGCGCAAGUUUUGUGUGACGGAGGUACGUUUAUUGCCAAAAUCUUCCGCGGACGCGAUGUGACGCUUCUCUUUGCGCAGCUUCGCGUCUUCUUCUCGGAAGUGGCGUGCUGCAAACCGAAAUCAAGCCGGAAUUCUUCGAUGGAGGCUUUUGUGGUGUGUCGCGAUUUUUCGAUUCCCGAAGGGUUCGAUGUGAAUCAGUUUGCUCUGUGCCUCUCUGGACAGUACAAAAACGUUCCUUUUCCUAACAAAGUCAACGCGGAAAUCGUGCCGUUCUUGGCAUGCGGUGAUCUGUGCGGAUACGACAGCGACAAGAGUUAUCCUUUACAGCUGGGAGAAGACGAAGAGGAGUUCGUCUAUCAUGAGCCUGUGCAGAAGCCUAUUCAUCCAGCCUAUUCAGAAUACUUGAAUAUGAAACGAAAAUGUGUCGAUUGA